Cherax quadricarinatus is the source of this 1350-nucleotide messenger RNA. RefSeq lists its product as uncharacterized. Gene Ontology annotation, cellular component: extracellular region. The record is from RefSeq and is a predicted model, not a curated record. NCBI's taxonomy places the organism in Eukaryota, Metazoa, Arthropoda, Malacostraca, Decapoda, Parastacidae. Gene Ontology annotation, molecular function: chitin binding.
UAAAAAUGAGAGGGGAUGUGGAGUUGCUUGAAGACGGCAGAGGCAGUUGUCUUCAAGAUUUCAUGUAAGACACAGCUACCUGCUGCUCCUGCUGCUGCUGCUUAUAUUUGCUGCUUCUGUUGUCGCUUCUGCUCUUGGUGCUCCUGUGGGUCCUGUCGAGACCUGCUGUUGCUGCUAUUACGAGUUUCUGGCGUUCCUCGCGCAACUGCUGGCACUACUUCCAUUCUUUUCAGAGACUCGGCUGCUGAGAUGUUACGAAUUAUCUGUUGUGCGAGUGUUGCUGUGAUGGUUGUGAUGGCACAGCAACCCUUAAGCUUCCCAGAUGACGUGCUGGCUGACCCUGAUGACCUGCCCUUCCCUACGUACAGCCAAGUACCUGACACUGCCUUUUCCUGUGAGGGACGCUCGGGUCUUUUUCCUGACCCCGAGGCUGGCUGCCAGGCGUUCCAUAUCUGCAAGGGUCGCUUCAUGUACAGCUUCCUGUGUCCCAACGCUACUCUCUUCAGUGCCAAUUAUCGUGUCUGUGAUCAUUACUACAACGUCCGCUGUGCCACCACCAACCCAUCUAGCCCCUAGCCUAGAGAUUCUAACUUGGACGAUACCAUCCUUUCGUCCUGGAGAAGAAAGGGAGCCAUCGUCUAGUUAUCUUCAAAAUCAUCCAUGACAUUGUUGCACAUCCAAGAAAGGGACCUUGAAUGGGUUGCCAGCAUUUUUUCUUUCCUUAUAUUUCUUUUUUUUAUUUCCUUCAUAAUAUAAGACUUCGUUCAAUCGAUUUCAGAUUUUCAACAUUAUUGUAUGGUAAGCAGGGCAGGAAAUCAGGCAACUAUUGUCCUGUGCAGAUGCCCUGUAACAAGUGUUAUGUAACCCAUUCCAAGAUUUCUGAAGGGUCAGAUGACUUACGAAAGCUUCUGCUGCUUCGCUUCAUUCACAUAAGGUACAUCCUACUCUGACGACGGCGGAGAGUGACAGUAAAGUGUAGGUACACAAUCACGAGUUUUAUGUCUGAAAUGGUGCGAGUUUUUCCCUUAUAUAUAAGUUUAAAUAUAACUGAUAUCUCUUUCUAAUGGUUUCAAUCUGUAAUGUCUGGUGUAUCUUAUGUAUAUAUGGUACCUGAUGAUGUUAGUUUGUGCAGGUGAAAAUUUUUCAUUAUAGUAACACAGAGAACUUGGAAUUACUGGAGUUUAUGCGACAUCUGGAAAAUGCCUCGUCUGCUCGAUUUUAAACUUUUAGCGCUAGGGUGCUUUCCUGUACGCAUGUUUCGCCUUAUUAUUGAGCUGCAUAAGUCCCAAUUUGUCAGUUUUAUUAAAUAAAUUGUGAUGCUGAUUGUCAUUCAAUAAAUAAUGCCUCUUC